Messenger RNA from Heteronotia binoei (common prickly gecko), 3501 nucleotides. RefSeq names its product transmembrane channel like 3 (gene TMC3). NCBI's taxonomy places the organism in Eukaryota, Metazoa, Chordata, Lepidosauria, Squamata, Gekkonidae. Gene Ontology annotation, cellular component: plasma membrane. The transcript has 23 exons. The record is from RefSeq and is a predicted model, not a curated record. Gene Ontology annotation, molecular function: mechanosensitive monoatomic ion channel activity. The coding region runs from base 16 to 3495 and encodes 1159 amino acids.
AGGAGCACCAGAUGCAUGCAAGAAGAGACAUCAGAAACUACCUCCGCAUCCCUCAGCUUCUUAACAAUCUUCCCCACGUUCCUGACAGAUGCUGCUUCCCCUUUGAAUGCAGCAACUCCUGAAACUCUGAAAAUGUCCUCAGGAAAUGGUUCCGCUGGAGUGAAAAAUGCCAAGCCCUGCAAGAGGUAUAAAAGUGUGAAGCGCCAUGCCAGCAUCUUUGCCUAUCCAGAGCCACCCCACAGUAACUCAGAUGAAGAUAAUGGGGAUGAAAAAGUGGACAGCAAUGACCCGGAGCAGAUCUUCCAGAACAUACAGUUUCAAAAGGAGAUCAUGUACAAUAUCCGUUGCAGACCAUGGCCCAUGAGACAGAAACUGAGGGCGCUGAGACAAGCGAAAGAGAUUGUGCUCAAGUAUGAAGGUCGGUUGACUCGGACUAGAGGCUACCAGGCGGCUGGAGCAGAGCUAUGGCGAAAGUUUGUUCGGCUUGCAUAUAACUUUAUGGUCAUCUUUAUUCCUUGGGAAAUGAGGAUAAAGAAAAUAGAAAGUCACUUUGGAUCUGGAGUUGCUUCUUACUUCAUUUUCUUGAGGUGGUUAUUUGGGAUCAAUAUUGUCCUCACCAUCAUGACUGGAGCAUUUGUCAUUUUGCCAGAGAUCCUGGCUGGGAAGCCAUUUGGAAGCACUGACAGGAAGACCAUUCCUUUGGAUAAGGCUCCAUCUGCACAAGACCUGGAUACCAUCUGGUCUUUGGGGGGCUAUCUCCAGUAUUCAGUUUUAUUCUACGGGUACUAUGGCCAGGAAAGGAAGAUUGGAAGAGCAGGCUAUCGACUGCCCCUGGCAUAUUUCCUUGUCGGAAUGGCGGUGUUUGCUUACAGCUUCAUCAUCCUCUUAAAGAAAAUGGCCAAAAACUCAAGAAUGAGCUUAGCAAGUGCCUCUGAUGAAAAUUACACAUUUUGUUGGAGGGUGUUCUGUGCUUGGGACUAUCUGAUUGGGAACCCUGAGGCUGCAGAGAGCAAAUCGGCUGCUAUUGUUAACAGUAUCAGGGAAGCUAUACUGGAGGAGCAGGAAAAGAAGAAAAGCACGAACUUGGCAGUGACAAUAAGCUUACGGAUCAUUGCAAAUAUCCUUGUGCUUCUCUCACUUGCCGGAAGCAUUUACAUCAUUUACUUUGUAGUGGAUCGGUCCCAGAAAUUAGAGCGAACUAAAGCAGUACUCACCCUCUGGGAAAAGAAUGAGGUGAGCGUUGUUGUCUCAUUGAUUACAAUGCUUGCUCCCUCUGCCUUUGAACUGAUCGCAGCAUUGGAGAUGUACCAUCCACGAACCACUCUACGCUUUCAGCUUGCCAGAGUUCUCGUCUUAUAUCUUGGAAACCUCUACAGCCUGAUCAUUGCACUUCUGGAUAAAGUGGACAGCAUGAGCAUUGCUGACUCCAAGACUCACAGCAACGGCAGCAGUGCAGUGGGUGCCCCCUCCCCAUUAGCUGCUAAAACCCACUUGGAAGAAGAUCUUUUGACCACCUUUCCCAACAUGCAAGUUGUAAGGAACAGCACCUUCGUUCUGGCUGAGAAUCAAACACAGAAUUACAUCCUGCCUGUUAACCUGGUGAUCAACAAGACGGCUUCCUAUGACUAUAACACCCAGAGUCACCAAGAUCAGUGCUGGGAGACAUACGUUGGUCAAGAAAUGCUGAAGCUGUCAAUUAUCGACAUGCUAUUCACAGUGGCAAGCAUCCUGUUAAUUGACUUCUUCCGUGGACUCUUUGUCCGAUACUUAAGUGAUUGUUGGUGCUGGGACUUGGAAAGCAAGUUUCCAGAAUAUGGAGAAUUCAAAAUAGCAGAAAAUGUCUUACACUUAGUCUACAACCAAGGGAUGAUCUGGAUGGGGGCCUUCUUUUCCCCCUGCCUCCCAGCAUUCAAUGUCCUCAAGCUUAUUGGGCUCAUGUACCUGCGGAGCUGGGCAGUGUUAACUUGUAACGUUCCCCACCAGCAAGUCUUCAGAGCUUCAAGAUCUAAUAACUUCUACUUAGCCAUGCUGCUGUUCAUGCUGUUUUUGUGCAUGUUGCCCACCAUAUUCGCUAUUGCCAGAUACAAGCCGUCUCUCAGCUGUGGUCCGUUCAGUGGGCAAGAAAAAAUCUAUGACAUUGUGUCAAAAACUAUUCAAGAUGACUUUCCCAUCUGGUUCAAGAACGUGAUGACGUACAUGAGCAGCCCUGUUGUGGUCCUGCCUGCUUUGCUACUUCUGUUUAUGCUAAUUUAUUACCUUCAGAGUAUUGCAAGGUCCUUGAAAUUCACCAACAAUCAACUGAGGAUGCAGAUCCAGGCUGAAAGAACAGAAGACAAGAAAAAAGUGGUUCAAAUGGCAGCAGUCCAAAUCCAGAAUUUAGAAGGAAUCAGCAAAAGGCCAGAGCAGGAGAGCGACAUCAUCAGUCAGGAGUCUUCCGCUCGGUCCUCAACACCAAGGAAGAACGGCAGCGUGUUAACUUUUGAGUCCCCCAAGGGCAGCCAAAUACAGACAGUCUCCCAGUCUGUCCCCCAGCUUGAUGUGACCAAGCCAGUCAAUCCAUCCCCAGCAAAUGCUGCCCCACUGGCUCCACCUCCUGCAGCUCCAGCUCCUAUUAUACAGAAGCCCAGAACUGAGCCCAUUGCCAACAGAUACCCCAGUUCUGCCCAUGGGAGUGCAAGUGAACUCUGUAAAGCCAAGACUUACACCCCUGUGAAGUUCAAGAAGCAUGCGGAAGACGUUCAUUCGGAACCUCUGUUUCGAAAGAGCCUUCGUCAAGUCAAUCCAGAUGCCCCUCCUUUUGUGGGCCGCCGAGCUCACACAGCUCAGUAUUUUAUUGUCAACGAGCAUGAACCCCGCAAAAGACUCCUCCGCUCCGCCACGCGGCUGCCAAGGAAUUACCGAAUGGAUGACUCAGGGGAUGUUGUUGAGCUAUAUCCAAGAAAUGUCCGAAGGUAUCUGGUUCGAACACCACACCGGGUGUAUUCCCCUCACUUCAGUGAAGAGGAGGAAGAGGAGGAGUUAAGGAGAAGCAGGGUGCACAGGUCUCACCGCCCCCGCUCGCUGUCCGAUCUUCGAGCAGCACCCCGGUUCUACGUUGGGGAAUAUGCAGAUGGCCAGAUCCUCACCAGCAAGCCCAUGGCUAAAGUGCACUACAAGUCUUGGGAAGGUGGUUUCGGGUUGGCAUUUGACAGGCCCCCCCACACCCCGAGAAAGAUUCACAUGAAAAAUAUGGAGCCGAACCAACGCUACCCAGAACUCCACACCAAGACCUCCAAAUCCAAGCACAAGCCAGAACCAUCCCCAGCCGAGUCCGAUUCUGUUUCUGUUGGCUCUAGCAGUGACCAGCCAACCAGCAGCAAUGACCAGUAUAUUCAGGUCAUUCACAGAAAAGACAAAUACCUGAAAUCUGGAGCAAAUCUAACCCGGAAGAAAUCCAAGUCUGGCAUUGACCUCGAUGUGGCUGAAGCUAAUGAACUGAUCUGCUCCAAUGUCUAGGAAAGA